This is a messenger RNA of Stylonychia lemnae, 1053 nucleotides long. Lineage: Eukaryota; Ciliophora; Spirotrichea; Sporadotrichida; Oxytrichidae. The record is from the annotation of a GenBank genome assembly.
AUGUUAUAACUUACUGAAUUAAGAAAUACUGAAGAAGAGGAACGGAAAUUCUUCAAGCAUCCGUAUAUGGAUAAAUUAUAGCAAUCAUCAUCCAAGUUUAACUUUGAGUUAAAUGACUUGAAAGACUUCGAUCUUCCAGAACUUAGAAAGGAUAUUAGCAAUGAACCACAUAUCAAAUCAAUUAAAAGUAAAGGGUUAUCUAAUAUAUACUCUGAGAUAAAACCCUAGAGUAGUUUUUAAAACUUUUUCUCAGAAGUAUUUGUUGAAAGUCUCCCUAAAUUAGGAGGAGAUGACACUUCAGGCAAUGGAAAUGAAGAGCUCAACUUCAAAGAUAUUAAUAACUAGUACAAUUCAAAGUCACCGUGCGUAAGGAGAAAAAAUCUAUUCAGUGAAUAGAGCAGUGAUUCUGGCAAAUAAGCAGACACUUUAAGAGUUAAUACGUAGCCUUAAUGCAAUCAGAGUCAUGCUUAUAGCAAAUAAACAAGCGAGGUAUUGUCCAAAGGUCCAUUAAUCAAGCAAUCACUCUCGUCUUGUUUCUCUGAAUCAGAAUCACAGCAAUCCACAUAUAUAACUCCAUCAACAUAAUAAAAAACUGGGAUUCUAAAUACAAUGUAGACUCCAAGAGAUACUUUGGUUUCCUAGUAGUAGUCGAGAAAGAAUACCUAGUCUGAAACCUUAUCAUCUGCUCUAAACUUUAAUACUGAUUGGAUGGCUUGCCUGCAAAAAGGUAAUUACUUCAUAAAGCAUCAUAGAUGGUUCAGUGCAAAGUUCAGGCAUGUCUGGUAUGACAAAGAAAAGCAGAGAAUAUGCUGGAGUGAUCCCAAAAAAGAAUUACUUAAGUGCAAAGGUUAUGUCGAACUAAAAUAUGUAAAGGAGAUUAAGGAUGGUUAAGUUAAGAGUAAAAAGGUUAAGGAUGCUGAGAAAUAGAAAAGAAUAUUCAGUAUAGUAUCUAAGAAGAGGACCCUUGAGCUCGAAGCUCCAACAUUGAAAACCUAUCUAGUAUGGAAAUCAUAUUUUCAAAUGCUAUUGAACACUCAGAAAACCAAACUAUGA